This is a messenger RNA of Acanthoscelides obtectus, 862 nucleotides long. The record is from the annotation of a GenBank genome assembly. NCBI's taxonomy places the organism in Eukaryota, Metazoa, Arthropoda, Insecta, Coleoptera, Chrysomelidae.
GGAUGUCAAUGUCAUGUCAAUUUUGCUAUUUUCAUUUUUUUAAGUAUUUUAAAAAUUCACUUCACUGUCUUAUUGGGUCUAGUGUAGUAUAACUAGUAUAUUUAUUUCAACGGUUGUCUUGCGUGACCACUGUUGCUCCACUAGGACCAAUGUUUUAUUUUUUCUAUAAUUUAAGACCAUGUUAUCUUUAGUUAAAUGCUGUUUGCAGCCGAAAUCACUAACUGCGGUGAAGAAAUUAGAAUUUCAAAAGUGUUGUUCCAUACAUACAGGGAUAAGACUGCUAAGUGCAAAUAAUAUUCAGCACCCAGAUAAAGACUUCGUUCCUGUUUAUAAAUUCCCAUAUGUCAGGCCUCUUGCAGUUGUUAACAAGCUUGCAUUGUAUCAGACAGUGCUAACUGCAACUAGUAUACCAGUAGCUUUAUUACUGAAGUAUACUGGUAUAAUAGGAGCUCCAGAGGUCCAACUCAUUGCAGCAUUAGGACUAACUGCUUGUACAACUCUUCUAACUGCUGGAUACUUUACACAAAAAUUCAUUGGAUUUAUAUAUUACAAUGAAGAAAAGAAUAUUGUGAGGAUAGCUUACAAUGACUUCUGGGGUAGAAGAAAAGAUCUUGAUAUCCCUGCGAGCGAUAUUGUACCUUUAUCAGACUUGCCUGCUACUCCAUUAGAUCGCUUAUAUUUAACAUUUAGGAGAUUCUCUACCAAAGACAGUUUCAAAUUUAACAUGAAUGCUGCUAUAAUUUUAGACAAAGAAAAAUUCAAAAAAGUGUUUUAAACAAUUUUAUUGAAGGAUAAAACAUUUUGUAAAUAACUGUAAUAUAAAAAUAGAAGUUUAACUCCAUCUAUAAUGUGCAUAAGCCCU